Molecule: messenger RNA, 2208 nt
Organism: Cryptotermes secundus
Lineage: Eukaryota; Metazoa; Arthropoda; Insecta; Blattodea; Kalotermitidae
Gene: Dbp45A
Product: probable ATP-dependent RNA helicase DDX49
Exons: 9
Coding region: 242-1603 (453 amino acids)
Molecular function (GO): nucleic acid binding; RNA helicase activity; ATP binding
Source: RefSeq, a predicted model, not a curated record
CGAUACCUCAAUACCGUUCAAUGUGGAUCACAAUAUCACUGUCAUCACUGUAUAGUGAUCGAUAGUGAUGCCCUCUGCAGGCAACCAAUUCCAAUUCCGUAGCCAUUUGUUAGGCACGUGCAAUUAGGUGCAGGGAUAUGUUAAUGAUGUUAAUUACUCAACUUCCACAACGUGUGUGCUGAACGCCCCAGUUACAAAGGAGAGAGGAAAGAGCACGGAUCAGGAGAAAAUAGCACAAUAGAUGGAUAUAAUGGAAUCAUUUUCUGAUCUGAAGUUGAACUCGUGGAUCGUUAGACAGUGCGAAGCAAUGGGUCUGAAGCAUCCUACACCCAUCCAGAUUAACUGCAUUCCACGCAUUCUUUCUGGUGAAGAUUGUAUAGGAUGUGCCAAAACUGGUAGUGGCAAAACAUUAGCAUUUGCUCUUCCAAUUCUACAGAAAUUGUGUGAGGAACCAUAUGGAAUAUUUGCACUUGUGCUUACGCCCACAAGGGAGCUCGCUUUUCAGAUUGCUGACCAGUUUGCAGUAAUUGGGAAGGCAGUCAAUUUGAAACAGUGCAUAAUUACUGGUGGGAUGGACAUGGUGCAGCAGGGGCAGGAAUUGUCCAAGAAGCCGCAUAUUGUCAUUGCCACCCCUGGAAGGUUAGCUGAUCAUUUAGAAAGCUGCAAUACGUUUUCACUGAAGAAAAUAAAAUUUCUUGUAUUGGAUGAGGCAGACAGGCUAUUAGCUGGAGGAGGUGGUUUUGAUAAACAGUUGAAGAUAAUCUUCAGUGCCCUUCCUAGAAUACGACAGAACUUACUGUUCAGUGCGACAAUUACAGACACAUUGGAGAAAGUGAAACAAGUUGCAAGUAAUAAGGUUUUCAUGUGGGAGGCACCAGCAGAAGUGGCAACAGUGGAACAGCUGGAUCAGUUUUAUAUUUUAUGUCCAGUGAAUGUAAAGGACAGUUACCUGGUUCAGACUGUACGCAUGUUUCGAGAGAAGAACGAGAAAGGCUCCAUCAUGAUCUUCACCGAUACAUGCAAGAACUGUCAACUUUUAUCCAUGACCCUGAAUGAGGUUGGGUUUGAGAAUGUAGCACUGCAUGCCAUGAUCCGCCAGAAAGAACGGCUGGCGGCCCUGGCACAGUUCAGAUCCAACAUCAUCAGGAUCCUUAUAGCCACAGACGUUGCAAGCAGAGGGCUGGAUAUACCAGCUGUGGAGUUGGUAGUGAACCACACAUUACCGAAUCUUGCCAAGGAUUACAUUCACCGGGUGGGCCGUACAGCUCGAGCUGGACGCUGUGGCAUGGCGAUAUCUCUGGUCACACCUCAUGAUAUUCGGCUCUUGCAUUCUAUUGAGGAAGCCAUCAACACGAAGCUGAAAGAACAUGUGGUAGAUGACAAAGAAGUGAUGAAAAUCCUCAUGCAAGUGUCAGUAACAAGGAGAGAGGCAGAAAUCAAGCUGGAUGAAACAAACUUCUAUGAGAAGAAGCUUAUCAAUAAAAGGAAAGAUCUCAUUCUGGAAGGUAAAGAUCCUGAUGAAGUGGAGGAAGAAGAGGAGAAGCUGAGAAUAAAAAGGAGACGGAAAAAGAAAGCUGAUAAGAAGAGGCAAGAGCAAUCAUGAUGAGCACAUCGCAGCUGCCUGUUAUGAGUGAUGUCACACUUAGGUAAGGGCAAUAUGCACUGUGAUGGAUUUGGUCCAGGACAAAAAUAAGACCCAAAGAUGAAACUAGAUAUGCAAAUAAUUAUACAAAUGUAACAUCUGAGGUUCUCACUGCAAUGACUGUGAAGACGUAUUAUCUUCUGGGAUAUGAUGCAAUGUGAUUUGGUGGAAAUUUGUCUGUGUUCCUCCAAAUUGUUAGUAAACUUCUACCGGAUGAGACAGCAUCGCAGCCCAGAAGAUGUUACUACAAAUAUAUACCACUUCAGCAUCAAGCUUUAUUCAGAAACUACUCUUUUCAGUCUUUGAAACCUGAAAUUCAUUUAAAUAAUACUUAAAAAUUCAGUUCCUAUGUCGGAGAAAAGACCAACCAGUUACUGCUGUUCAGGGAUAUCACUGUUUAUUAUGAAAAUCAUAUGAACAACACAGAACCACUGUGUGGCAAAAAUUCAGAGAUUUGUAAUGUUGAUGUAGGUGGUACAUAUAGUAACCAAUAUGCAUUGUAAGGUUAAAUGUGAAGUACAAUUAAUGUGGUGCCUUUGCUUCAUUAAAAACAAAAGCUAUACUUA